Neltuma alba is the source of this 1815-nucleotide messenger RNA. RefSeq names its product cytochrome P450 89A2-like. Lineage: Eukaryota; Viridiplantae; Streptophyta; Magnoliopsida; Fabales; Fabaceae. Gene Ontology annotation, molecular function: iron ion binding; heme binding; oxidoreductase activity, acting on paired donors, with incorporation or reduction of molecular oxygen, NAD(P)H as one donor, and incorporation of one atom of oxygen. Gene Ontology annotation, cellular component: membrane. The transcript has a single exon. The record is from RefSeq and is a predicted model, not a curated record. Bases 11 to 1591 code for a protein of 526 amino acids.
GUUUUGUUCAAUGCUCGCCGCUCUCUCUUGCUCACCCCUAAUCAUGGAGGCCUGGUUCAUCAUCCUCGUUUCCCUCUGUCUCACCUUUCUCAUCAAAGCUUUCUUCAACCUUCUCCGUCCUUCUCACUCAUCCCCUCCUCUUCCUCCCGGCCCUCUCCGUGUUCCCAUCAUCGGCAGUCCCAUUUGGCUUCGCAAUCCAAUCACUGAACUUGUUCCAAUUCUUCGACGUCUUCAUGCCAAGUAUGGUCCCAUCGUCACUCUCCCCAUCGGCUCUCGUCCUGCAAUUUUCGUCGCCGAUCGAUCCCUCGCCCACCAAGCCCUCAUUCAAAACGGGGCCGUCUUCUCUACACGUCCUGCCGCCGCCGCGACCACUAAGAUCACCAGCAGUAAUCAGCAUAUCAUCAGCUUCGGUUUGUACGGUCCCACAUGGAGGGUCCUCCGUCGUAACCUCGCUUCCGAGAUGCUCCACCCGACCCGGAUAAGGUCCUUUUCGGGCGCCCGUAAAUGGGUGCUGGACGUGCUUCUCAAUCGCCUCAAGUCUGACUCAGAAUCAAGCGGUUCCGUUAAGGUGAUUCACCAUCUCCAUUAUGCUAUGUUCUGUUUGCUGGUUUCCAUGUGCUUCGGCGAGAGGCUAGACGACAAGCAAAUUAAGGAUAUCGAAUAUGUUCAGCGUCGUUCACUUUUGAGUUUCAGCAAAUUCGCCGUGUUAAAUUUCUGGCCAAGAGUCACUCGAAUUUUGUUCCGCAAGAAGUGGAAGGAGUUUCUGCAAAUUCGGAAGGAAAAGGAAGACGUGUUGCUUCCACUAAUUAGAUCAAGGAAGAAAGCCAGGGAAGAAAGGCUGAGCAAAGCCAAAGAAGACAAGAAUCAAGAUGAGGAAGCUAUAUUUUCAUAUGUGGAUACUCUGUUGGAUUUACAGUUGCCGGAGGAGAAACGCCACCUCAACGACGGCGAACUCGUUUCACUAUGCUCAGAGUUUCUGGACGGAGGAACAGACACAACAGCCACUGGUUUACAAUGGAUUCUGGCAAACUUGGUGAAGUAUCCACAUAUUCAAGAAAGAGUGUUCCGGGAAAUAAGAGAUGUGAUUGGUGACAGAGAUGACAAAGAAGUUAGAGAAGAAGAUUUGAACAGAUUGCCAUAUCUGAAAGCUCUGAUUUUAGAAGGACUGAGACGUCAUCCACCCGGGCAUAUUUUGUUGCCACAUGCAGUUUCAGAAGAUACUGUUUUGAAUAAUUACUUGGUGCCUAAGAAUGGAACUAUAAACUUCAUGGUGGCAGAGAUAGGAAGAGACCCAGAGGUGUGGGAGGAUCCAAUGGAGUUCAAGCCAGAGAGGUUCUUGAAAAAUGGAGGGGACGAAGAAGCAUUUGAUAUUACAGGGAGCAAAGAGAUAAAGAUGAUGCCAUUUGGAGUAGGAAGAAGAAUGUGUCCAGGAUAUCACUUGGCAAUGCUUCAUUUAGAGUAUUUCAUAGCCAAUUUGGUUUGGAACUUCGAGUGGAAGGCUUCAAAUGGGGAUGUUGAUCUGUCAGAGAAACGAGAAUUCACUGUGGUCAUGAAAAACCCAUUAGAGGCUCAUAUAUCUGCCAGGAUCUAGACCUGUUAGAUUAUUUAAUUUCAUUGGUAAUCUUAUAGAAUUUAAUUUGCUUUUGAAGAAGUACUUGCUAGUGUCACUUUGGUAUGUCUUAUCUUUAAUCAACUAGUGCAAAUAAGAGUUUUUUCUUUAGGAUAACUAGAUUGCUGCUUCCAGCUUCUGAGGACUCAAUGCAGGGCUUUGAUAGUUUAUUAAUUUAUCUUAUUACUCCCUCUGUUCCCAGUCAA